GGAAACAUGAAUGCAUCGGGCUCAUCUGGGCCUCCCAAAGGCGUCGCCAGCCUAGCGAAGAAACCCACCGACACAACGCGCGCAGGGACACAAAAAAUGAAGUUCGUGCCCACACUGCCCGUCAGACGCAAGAAAGAGUACGAACCUAUGGCCGCUGCACCUGCUUCUACACUUGAUCGUGGAAGAGGGCGCGGAAGAGGACGAGGAAGGGGAGAAGGUGGAAGAGGAGCUGGGCGCGGGGCGGCUCCUCCGCGUCCCAUACAAGAAAUGACGGCUAGCGGCCCGUUUGCUAUGGGUCCAGCGCUCGCGGGCACAUCGGCGCGACGCACUGCUCCCCGUGCUGCAUUCACUCCCAUCGUUCCCCUCGGACCAGGCGGCACUUCGGCGCUAGGUGCAGGACUCACGCGUUCUGCUGCCCCAGCUCUCAAGAAGGAGAAGGCCAGGGAAGACAACACCGUGAAGACAGAGGACGACGAUGAUGUUGAAGUAUAUUCCGACCCCGACGAAGGUGUAGAGAUCGUGGAUAUGGAGAAUGUGCGAACCAUGGAUUGGAUG
Molecule: messenger RNA, 555 nt
Organism: Heterobasidion irregulare TC 32-1
Lineage: Eukaryota; Fungi; Basidiomycota; Agaricomycetes; Russulales; Bondarzewiaceae
Exons: 2
Source: RefSeq, a predicted model, not a curated record